Elaeis guineensis (African oil palm) is the source of this 1780-nucleotide messenger RNA. Its product is annotated as WAT1-related protein At5g07050-like. The record is from RefSeq and is a predicted model, not a curated record. Gene Ontology annotation, cellular component: membrane. NCBI's taxonomy places the organism in Eukaryota, Viridiplantae, Streptophyta, Magnoliopsida, Arecales, Arecaceae. Gene Ontology annotation, molecular function: transmembrane transporter activity.
AGAGAGGAGCCCUUAUCCACAACGCACCAUCAAGAAACCUCAGCCGUCGAUUCCAAACAUCCAACGUCUCAGAGUAGGGGUCACACGCUCGAACCGCCGCGUCCCAGAUAGCGCCACGCGUGCGAGACAGUGCAAGGGGAACCCGGAGUCGACACGCACCGUCCCCCCCGGCACCGCACUAUCCUCCCAAAGGGCCCCACUGCCCUUACCUCCACGGAGCGUCAGACCACUAUCCCUUGCGGCGGGCCCACCCUGGCUUCCAAUGGGGAAAUUGCUAUAACACUAUAAAUAGGAGCUUGAGGUGGCCCUUCCGAGCUUAGGUGAACAGAGAGAAGCUUCUUGAGUUUAAUUCUUGGGUUCUUCGUUCUUGUUGAAGUAAUCAAGGGCAUCAUGGGAUGCUGCAGUGAUUUCCUUCAGAGGGCCAAGCCCUAUGUUGCCAUGAUCUCACUCCAGUUUGGCUAUGCGGGCAUGAACAUCAUCUCUAAGGUCUCCCUCAACCAUGGCAUGAGCCAUUACGUCCUUGUCGUGUACCGCCAUGCCUUUGCUACCCUCUCCAUUGCUCCAUUUGCACUCUACUUCGAGCGGAAUGUUUGGCCCAGGAUCACGUUCUCAAUCUUCGUGCAGAUAUUUGUGUUGGGCCUGCUGGGGCCCGUUAUAGAUCAAAACUUCUACUAUGCGGGGUUGAAAUUUACCUCCCCAACCUUCUCCUGUGCCAUGAGCAACAUUCUACCAGCUAUGACCUUUGUGAUGGCAGUUAUAUGCAGGAUGGAGAAGGUGGACCUUAAGAAGAUUAGAUGCCAGGCCAAGGUGGUGGGGACUUUGGUGACUGUGGCCGGAGCCAUGUUGAUGACUCUCUACAAAGGACCUAUUAUGGAGAUGGUGUGGACCAAGCAUGUCCAACCUCACAGAUCCAGUGUACCAGAAACCACAGAUUCAAGCGACAAGGAUUGGCUUAAGGGCUCUAUCUUCCUUGUUAUAGCCACCUUAGCUUGGGCCGCACUCUUUGUCCUCCAGGCAGUAACACUUAAACAAUAUUCGGCUCAGCUCUCUCUCACAACAUUGAUCUGCUUUAUGGGAACCCUGCAAGCCAUUGCUGUGACACUUGUAAUGGAGCACAAGCCUUCUGUUUGGAAAAUAGGCUGGGAUAUGAACCUCCUUGCUGCUGCAUAUGCUGGGAUUGUCACAUCUAGCAUUGCAUACUAUGUCCAGGGACUGGUGAUGCAGAGCAGAGGGCCAGUCUUUGCCUCGGCCUUCAGUCCUCUGAUGAUGAUCAUAGUUGCCAUCAUGGACUCUUUCAUCCUUGCAGAAAAGAUCUACCUGGGAGGAGUUCUUGGUGCGGUUUUGAUUGUUGUAGGCCUGUAUUCAGUUCUCUGGGGGAAGUACAAAGAGAACAAGGACAUCAAGGAGAGUAAAGUCAUGGCUCUCCCCUUAGCUAUAACAUGCAGCGAAGGAAAUGGGCAUAACAUGGAUUUAGAAAAUGAGGAUAGAAGGGAAAGAAAGCCAAUGGCAUGAGUUUCUCCACCUCCCAUGACCAAUCAUAUAUAGCAGUUUGAUUCCCAAUUCCAGAAAUUCCCAUGAAGGUGGAAGAACCAAACGCCUAAUUUAUAAUAUCUAGUACAGACUGAUGAAGAGCGCAAGAGACACGAGGAAGAGAGCUAACUGAGUGGCUAUAAGAUCCAAGAGAAAUGUAUCUUCUUUUCUUCUUCCUCUUCCUCCUCUUGUCUUAUUCUGGUGAUGUAGUGGGCUUCAUGCAAGCAAACUUAAGAUUGAUAUAAUAUAA